AUGGCAUCAUUUUCGAGCAAACUGAAAAGGACACACGAUAAAAUCCAGGCAGCAGGACUGAGGACAAAGAACAACAACAUGGGCAAAGGUUCAAGCAGCAACACUGGAAGAACAAUGAGGAGUCAGUCUAUAGGAAGAGGUCAAGGAGAAGAGGACAAGCCUGUGGAAGAAGGAGAAGAAAGACCAAUGGAAGAUCCGGGAGAACAAGAAAGAGGACAAGACGGAGAACAAGAGGGUACAGCUGAGAGAGGAAUCAGAAACAAAGAAGUGACAGGGGAAGAAAGAGGAGACGAAGAUGAGGAGGAAGGAGAACACAACCAAAGAAGAGGCGAAGAGCGUGGUCAGCGACGAAGGCAAUUGCGUGCACUUCCAAGUAAAGAACCAGUCAACAUAUGA
Messenger RNA from Melampsora larici-populina 98AG31, 396 nucleotides. RefSeq lists its product as uncharacterized. NCBI's taxonomy places the organism in Eukaryota, Fungi, Basidiomycota, Pucciniomycetes, Pucciniales, Melampsoraceae. The transcript has 2 exons. The record is from RefSeq and is a predicted model, not a curated record. Bases 1 to 396 code for a protein of 131 amino acids.